Molecule: messenger RNA, 1341 nt
Organism: Closterium sp. Yama58-4
Lineage: Eukaryota; Viridiplantae; Streptophyta; Zygnematophyceae; Desmidiales; Closteriaceae
Source: the annotation of a GenBank genome assembly
AUGUCGAUAACCAUGUGUGCGUCAGAUCGAUACCCAUCACAGCAGCAGGUGUUGUCUGCUCAUACAGGCGCCAUGGACGCCAGCAUUCGCCUCCCGCCGCUAGCCAACAUCCUCCGCUUGAUCGACCGCACCUACUCGCCCCCGUGCAUCGAACUGCACGGGCUCUCCGCGGAUUCUCUCUCCGCGCGCGUCGCGGGCUUCCCCGUUGCGCUCAUCACGGGCCGCGAGCCGCUCGAGAGCGCCGUGCCCAAGGUGCAGAAGCUCGCGGAGGUCUGCCGCGGAUUGGCGGAGGCGGAAGUGAGUGGCGCGGGGGGGAGCGGCGGAGCGGAGCGGAAGCUGCAAGUGGUGGUGCUUGUCCAAUCAGACGUCGAGGAGAAGGAGGUGCAGCAGUCGCUCUUGAAGCUGGCGGCGAAAGAGAGGCUCCCCAACGGCCCUACGGGUCCCGCGAUCCCGUCGCAACCGCCGUGGAUCGCGGUGCCGUGUGUGCCGUCAGAUGUCGAGUCGCUGGAAGGGGUUCUUACCGAGGCCGCGCAGACGCUCGCCGUGGCGCUCGAUAUAGUCACGUCGUCGGCGGACGGGCUCGCGUUGUUCGACAGCACGGGCCGCCCGUUGUUAAGGCGCGGCGCGGAGGUUCUAGAAGCGUACGGCAGCGACGCGUGGCCGUUUACCCCGGCGCGAAUCGCGGAGCUGGAGGCGGCGAAAGCGGAUCGCGACGCGAAGGAGCAGCAGCUCGGCGCGCUUCUCGCGACGAACGAUCGCGAUUGGCUGCUGCGAGGGGGCGGCGUUGUAGGCGGAGGAGGCGGCGAGUCAGGAGAGCCAUUGGAUGCGGCGCUAGCUAAGGAGCGAAUCGCGCAUAGCAUGGCGGGGAAGCGCGUGGUGGGGCUCUAUUUCGGCGCGGCUUGGUGCCCCCCGUGCGAGCCGGUGCUGCAGCGACUGACGUCCGCUUAUCACGGAAUCCACGAGAAACACGGGAAGCACGCUUUAGAGGUGGUGUAUGUCUCGUGUGACACUAACGAGGGGGAGUUUCUCGAGGCCGUAAAAGGCGUGCCGUGGCUGGCCGUGCCAUUCGCGGAUAAGGCGACGAGGGACGCGUUAGUGGAGAGGUUUUCGUCCAAAGCCAUCCCUUCUAUAGUGUUCCUUGAUAACUCCGCAGCAGCUGCAGCAGCCGAAGCAGCAGCAGAGGGUGCAUGGAAUGAGGCGAUGUUGAGGCACCCCACGCCCACCAUCACGAGGGAGGGGCGCGAUGUGAUCAUGGAAGUGGGCGCGGAGGGUUUUCCAUUCUCAGCUGAGCAUGUGGAGCGGGCACGGGCUGCCAAGAAAGCAGCGGACAGGGAAUGCUAG